Molecule: messenger RNA, 1595 nt
Organism: Dimorphilus gyrociliatus
Lineage: Eukaryota; Metazoa; Annelida; Polychaeta; Dinophilidae
Source: the annotation of a GenBank genome assembly
AUCAGUGUCGAAUUGAAUAUAUUCAACAUAUUUCGAAAAUAUCUAUACCAUCCAUCGUGGCGAUGGACUUAAUAAAAUAUCUACUUUGUAUAGUCUCCCUACUUGCGGUUAGUGAGGCAAACUAUCAUGGUAACUACUACUGUAAAGACGGUAAGGAUGUAAUGGUCCAUCUUUUCGAAUGGAGAUGGGAUGACAUUGCAAAUGAAUGUGAAAACUAUCUGUCCAAGAACGGUUAUUGCGGAGUUCAAAUUUCACCUCCCAAUGAGCACCGUAUAAUAAUUGGUGGAGACGGUUAUAAAGAUUACCCUUGGUACCAAAGAUACCAGCCUGUCAGUUAUAAGUUAAUAAGUAGAAGCGGUAAUGAGGAACAAUUCAGGAAUAUGGUUAAACGUUGUAAUGAUGUUGGCGUCUACAUCUACGCAGAUGCUGUUAUCAAUCAUAUGACCGCUGGGGGAAUCGGCGUUGGUUCAGGCGGCUCAAAUUGGAAUGGAGACAAUCAAGAUUUUCCUGGUGUACCUUAUAGCGACUGGGAUUUUCACGGUCGUAAUGAAUGUCCAACAGAGGAUUUAAAUAUUCAUGAUUAUAAUAAUCCUCAACAAGUGAGAUUCUGCAGAUUACUCGGUCUCAGAGAUCUUAAACACUCCAAAGAUUAUGUUCAAGAGAAAAUUGCCGAAUAUUUAAAUAACCUUAUAUCAAUCGGUGUUGCUGGCUUUAGAAUUGAUGCUUCUAAACACAUGGAAGUUAGUAGAAUUGGAGAAAUAUUGGGUCGUCUUCGUAAUCUUAACACAGAAUGGUUUCCAGCUGGAACUAAGGCGUUUGUUUUUCAAGAGGUUAUAGAUAUGGGAAGUGAGCCUAUUAAGGCGGAACAUUACUUCCCUAAUGGAAGAGUUACUGAAUUUAAACAUUGUAAAGAGCUUGGAGAUGUUAUUCGAAAGAACAACGGACAGAAAUUGAGAUAUCUAAGGAAUUGGGGACCAGAGUGGAAUAUGAUGCCUGGUAUGGAUGCAAUUAUCUUUACAGAUAACCACGACAAUCAAAGGGGACAUGGUGCUGGCGGCUUUGGCUCUAUACUUACUUUCUUCGAAGAUCGUCAAUACAAAAUUGCUAAUAGCUUUAUGUUGGCCUGGCCUUAUGGCUACAUUAAGAUUAUGAGUAGUUACAGAUGGAAUAGACAAAUUGUUGAUGGUCAAGAUAGGAACGAUUGGAUCGGACCACCAAGCAGUCCCCCAGGCGUUACAAAGCCAGUAGAAUGCUUUGGUGAAUGGGUUUGCGAGCAUAGAUGGAGACAAAUUUCAAAUAUGGUAAAAUUCCACAAUGCAGCUGUUGGUACAUCCGUUCAAAAUUGGUGGGAUAAUGGAGAGAACGCUAUAGCGUUUAGCCGAGGAAAUAAAGCCUUUAUCGCCAUCAACAAUGAAAAUUUUGCAGUUGAGGAAACAUUCCAGACUGGACUUCCAGCUGGAGACUACUGCGAUGUUAUCAGUUCCGAAAACAAUCGACCACCCUGCAGUGGUAAACCUAUUACUGUAAAUGGUGAUGGAACCGCCCGUGUUCGAAUUGAAAAUGAUUCUGAUCCAGUCGUUGCAUUACAUGUUUAA